Messenger RNA from Aspergillus campestris IBT 28561, 1383 nucleotides. Its product is annotated as MFS general substrate transporter. The record is from RefSeq and is a predicted model, not a curated record. Gene Ontology annotation, cellular component: membrane. NCBI's taxonomy places the organism in Eukaryota, Fungi, Ascomycota, Eurotiomycetes, Eurotiales, Aspergillaceae. Gene Ontology annotation, biological process: transmembrane transport. The coding region runs from base 1 to 1383 and encodes 460 amino acids. The transcript is spliced from 5 exons. Gene Ontology annotation, molecular function: transmembrane transporter activity.
AUGUCGCCGGCGCGUUCGGACAAUAAUGUCACGGAAAAAGGCCAUGUAGAGCCAGAUGCAGAUGCUCACGGGUCGGAAGGUGCGACGCCACCAGAUGACACCGAGUCUCUGCUCCCCCGGUGGAAUCAUCCACGAUCGAAUAUCUUUCGCGUGUUCACGACGCUGUGGGUCUUCUUAGUGAUGGGCGCGAAUGAUGCCGCCUAUGGAGCGUUACUCCCAUAUCUCGAGGAGUAUUACAACAUCACCUAUAUGAUCGUAUCGCUGGUCUUCCUGUCAUCGCUGGUGGGAUAUGUACUGUCCGCCUUGAUCAACGACAAGCUGCACCUCUGGGUCGGCCAGCGUGGCGUGGGCUUCAUCGCCUCCGUCUGCCACCUGAUCGGGUACAUCAUCAGUUGCACGCGUCCGCCGUAUCCGGCUCUCGUGGUGGCCUAUAUCUUCGCCGGGAUAGCGAACGGCCUCGGUGACGCCGCCUGGAACACCUAUAUCGGCAAUAUGCAAAACUCGAAUGAGCUCCUGGGAUUGUUGCAUGGUGUCUACGGCCUGGGGGCCGUGAUCAGCCCGCUGGUUGUCACCAACAUGGUAAAGAAGGCCAACGUACCAUGGAACUACUUUUAUUUCUUUAUGAUCGGCAUCGCAGCCGUGGAGUUCAUCCUUACAUUAAUGGCAUUCUGGCGUUUCACCGGCGCCGCAUUUCGAAAGACAAGAGCGCAGACCGCCGGCGAAACCAACGCCAGCCUCCGAUCCACCUUGUUCUCCCGCCCCGCCGCGCACAUCUCCUGGGUAUGCGCCAUCCUCCUGCUUUUCUAUGUCGGCGUGGAAGUGGCUGUCGGCGGCUGGGUCGUGACCUUUAUGAUCGACGUGCGCCAUGCAGCUUAUUACGCUAGUGGCAUGACGGCGACUGGAUUCUGGCUAGGCAUCACGGUAGGGAGAGUCGUGCUGGGCUUUGUCACAGCACGCUUGGGGGUCAAGCUAGCGACGACGAUCUAUAUUUCUUGCUCCAUCGGUGUCGACCUGGUUUUGUGGCUCGUGCCCAAUUUCUAUGCGUCCGCCGUGGCUGCCGGUUUCUUGGGGUUCUUUCUCGGUCCGCUAUUCCCGGCCGUGGUGCAGGUCAUGACCGUGCUGCUGCCGAAACAUCUCCACGUCACGGCCAUUGGGUUUGUGGCUGCGUUUGGUGGCUCCGGAGCUGCCGUCAUUCCCUUCAUUGUUGGAGCUAUUGCGCAGAAUAGGGGCGUCGAGUCGCUGAUGCCGUUCGUUGUGGCUUUGUCUGUGGCGAUCUUGCUGCUGUGGAUGGCACUACCGCGGCAGGAUGGUAGUGGUUCUGUUUUUCGACCGUUGUUAGGGAAGAUAUUGCGAUCUCGGCGACAGGAUGGGAAUACGAUAUGA